CUGGGCUGAAAACACCAGCCAGCAGUAAUGAGUGACGAUGUCCCUUCUCUGGCGCGCAAACCAGCUCCCCAGAAGUAAAGUUCAUGAAGAGCCGAGGAGCAAAUCCAAGAUCUGUGCCAAUGUUUUCUGUGGAGCCGGGCGGGAGUGUGCGGUGACAGAGAAGGGAGAGCCAACUUGCCUCUGCAUUGAGAAAUGCAAACCUCAUAAGAGACCAGUGUGUGGUAGCAAUGGCAAGACGUACCUGAACCACUGUGAGCUGCACCGUGAUGCCUGCCUCACUGGCUCCAAGAUCCAGGUGGAUUACGACGGCCACUGUAAAGAGAAGAAGUCUGAGAAUCCAGCUGCGAGUCCAGUUGUCUGCUACCAAUCGGACAGAGAUGAGCUCCGUCGCCGUGUCAUCCAGUGGCUGGAAGCUGAGAUUAUCCCAGAUGGCUGGUUUUCCAAGGGCAGCAACUACAGUGAAGUCCUGGACAAGUAUUUCAAGAGCUUUGACGAUGGCGAUUCUCGCUUGGACUCCACUGAAUUCCUGAAGUUUGUAGAGCAGAAUGAGACUGCUGUCAACAUCACCACCUACAUGGACCAGGAGACCAACAAGCUGCUCAGGGGACUCUGCGUAGAUGCCCUCAUCGAGCUGUCAGAUGAAAAUGCUGACUGGAAGCUCAGCUUCAAUGAAUUUCUCAAGUGCCUCAGCCCAUCCUUCAACCCACCAGAGAAAAAGUGUGCCCUGGAAGAUGAAACCUACGAGGAUGGAGCAGAGACCCAGGUGGAGUGCAACCGCUGCGUCUGUGCCUGUGGCAACUGGGUGUGCACUGCAAUGACGUGCGAGGGGAAGAAUGAGAAGGUGCCUGCUCAGAGACAGCGACCUGAUCAAGACUUGACUGAGGAGGAGCUGGCUAGAUACGUUCAGGAACUGCAGAAGCAUCAGGAGACGGCUGAGAAGACCAAGAGAAUGAGCACCAAGGAGAUGUAAGGGGCCUCCACACCGGAGGAGCCCAGGAGGAUGGGCGCAACCUGCCACCCUGUCCUCCAGUGCUGAUCUCAGUAUGCACAAGUGUCUGCUACAGUUGCCCAGUCACAGAUAUUUACAUUGUAUAGCGAUGGGUUAUUUGUUUUGUAAUACACAGAGAAUGGGGCCAGGAAAGGGGAGCAGAGCCCACCUGUUCAGGGAGCUUCAUUGCUGGGGCCUUGGAAGGCUGGGAGGGACUUAGAGCAGCCUCUGGGACCCUUUCCCAGAGCAGACAGCUGCUCUCUCCAAGAGUUAACAGGGAUUUCUUGUUCCCCUGGAUCUUGGGGAAAGGAUGGAGGUCAGUGCUGGAGAGAAAAAGGGGUCUUCAAUUGAUAAAAUUGUCAGCACCGGCCAUGGCUGCAGAAAUACAGGCCCAGCAGUUUUGUGGCUGAGCACGUGUGCUGCAGGGCGUCAUUAGCCAAAGACCUUGCCCUGCUUACCCUCCCCUUUGGGUCGAGCUCCUCAAAGCUGGUCAGCCUGGUGUGACACCUGGAAGUCGUGGUGCCAUGCUGCUGGCAUGAGGCCGGCACAUUCCUCCUUGCUUUCCACUGGACUGUCCCCAGCAGCUCCUCCAGUACAUUGUGGGCUCCAACACAACAUGGUUCCUUUUGACCUCAUCUCACUCUUACUCUCCCUGCCCCUUCCUUAGAGGUGCUAUCAUAUUUUUUCCUUAUCACAUUCACAUGCUGACUCCCCCUUUUGUUUUGUUUUGUUGUUUUUUUUAAUACUUUUAUUUCCUAUGGUAGUAAUUCAGCUUUUGUAUGUUUUGUAGCUCUAGAUCUUUCAAGAAAACCCAGCCCAUGGGUUUUUGUUACUGACAGUGCUGUAAUGCCCAUGCACAGUUUGUACCGCACUGCGCUCAGCCACCACAAACACCACAAGCAACUUGUGAGUCCUGCACUACAGGGUAUUUCUCAAUGGGGGAUGGCAAUGUCCCUCAUAGGAAGAAGAGGCAGGGCUGGAUGUAAUUAGUUUCACCAGGCACAGAUUGACACUGCAGUUCUCUCUAGCUCUUGCUCCCUUACCUAGCAUUGACCAUGUGCUCAAAGUCUGGGCUCAUGCCUCUCUAAAUCACCCAGAGGGAAGUGCCAAGUAGUCUAGAGACAGAGAACCAGGCAGUCCCACUAGUAGGGGAUUUUAAAAGGCUUAACUCUUUGGAAGAGGAGUUUAGUUGGAGUCUGGGCUGUUAGCCACCAUCUUGGGCUUUCCAUCUCCCUCUGGGGUGAGGCAGCAGCAUUAUUCUUUGAUUCCAGGGCUGAGUUUGGAGUCAGGGCUGGAAGCCUCAUUACUGGCCUGUUUCACAGUGUCUUUGAUCAGACCAUCUUUGACCAUUCUCACAUCCCCCUUCAUGGGUCGUUUUUGUCUGACCUGUUUCUCAGAGCAUUGGUCCUCAAUAGAAAUGAAAUGCUCUUUUGUUGACAAUCAUCUCUGUAGCCUCAAGCCCAGCUGAUUUCCUCCUGUGGUUGUCAAAUGUAUUUUAUUCACUCAACACACCUGAAUGUCCUGUUUCUGUGUUCCCUUCGUGCCUCUGCUGUGCAUCCGAAGCAGUUGGAUGCACUGUGAGUUGAGAUGGCUGCUUGUGAUUUCCAUCUUCCUGUUUGUGAGCAACUUCAGCAGUUGUUUCCAGGUGUCUUGCAGUCCCUAGUGCUUACUCAAGUGAAAUCUGCAAAAGCAUAUUCUGCUUGAGUGAAGAUCAGCAGGACUUUUGUCCCAACCUUCCUCUUUCUGCACAGUGCUUUCCUUGGAGCAGAAGAAUGAGCUGGUACCUAGCAAGAGUAGGGAAAGAAUAAAGCUUGGUCCUUCCUGGAGUCUUGCCCAUGGGCCAGAUCUGUUAAAGGCUGGCUGGUCUUUGAGCUGUUUUCCUGAUGUGAACCCAGAGGACUUGCAUUGAUUUUGGCACAGUGCCAUGUUUCCACUGAAAAUCAUAAUCUACCCCACCAUGCUUGGAGGCUUUGGCAUAAUAAAUACAGAAGGAGGCUGGUUCUUUUCCCAUGAAGGUCUGGCUUUGAGAAGCUGUCGCACGUGAAGGUGAGGGAAAUGAGGACAAUGCUACACUGGGAUGGAGUCAUUCUUUGUGUUCUGGUGGCACUGGAGUAAGUGGUUGGUGGAACAGGAGUACCUGUUAACCGUACCCUCCCCCGUCCCCAACAGUAUGAGCAGAACAGUGUUGUGUGCUGGAUCUGGAGUCACAGGAACAUUGUUAGUAAAUGUCUUGCUUUAUCCCGACCCUGCUCUGAAAGGUAGUUCGUGCCUCCCAGCUCACUUCCUUCCAGCUUGGAUCAUUAAAGUGCCUUAGAGAAAACACAACAGCUUGCCUUAAAGGCUUUCCCUGGAUGGGGAUAACAUCUUAGUGUCCAGUCAGGAGAAUCUCCAACUGGGAGAACCAGAGCCUGUGCAGGAAGGGGAGGCCAAUCCACGGCUGAAGGUCUUCUGUAGGCUGCGUUAUGCGAUACGUUCUCCUGUCCCCUUCCUGUCUCCUGUGGACGUGAGGUCUGCAAGGAUGGCUGCUGGGGACAGCUGGAGAGGUGGGUGCUGGCAGUUGAGGUUUACAGAGCUGGUGCUUGCACAGAAGGCAGAGGGAUGGGCUGCCAUCUCAGGCAAGGCAAGCUGAGCUCUCCGACAAGCCAUAGGACAUCUCCUAGGACACCCUGCAGCAGCGGGGUAGGAGUGGGGUGAACAUGCCUCCAUGGAAAGGGGUGCCACGCAACUGUGGAGGGUGAUGCUGGUUCUAAGGGCUAUGGUACCCAAAGGGGACUGAAACAUCUGGCCUCCCCACACCGAGGGGAAGGGUGGCCGCUCGGUGAGCCAUGCCCAGACUGCACACCCCACAGCAGGCUUCUACAGGGUGUCUUGGCUGCUGGGGAAGGAGGUGCUGAAUUCCAGCUGUUGCCCUCUGGGACAAUUGCUGUACAGACUGCAAGGGGCAGGGAAGGCUUUUUUUUUUUUUUUUUCUCCCCGAAAAGCCAAAUUUAAGCAACAAACAAAAAAGUCCCACUUCUCCCUCUAUAUUCCCUCCUGUACGUGUGUGAAAUUUAUCAGUAUUCUGUAGGUUUCCUUAGUGCACUUAUUUUACUUGAUUUUGUAAUUUUUUGAAGCAGAGGGGUUUGGAUAUUACUGCCAAAUAAAUGAAACAAAAUUUAAAAAAUA
Calidris pugnax (ruff) is the source of this 4153-nucleotide messenger RNA. It is a transcript of the gene FSTL1, whose product is annotated as follistatin like 1. The coding region runs from base 38 to 970 and encodes 310 amino acids. The record is from RefSeq and is a predicted model, not a curated record. Lineage: Eukaryota; Metazoa; Chordata; Aves; Charadriiformes; Scolopacidae. Gene Ontology annotation, molecular function: calcium ion binding; protein binding. Gene Ontology annotation, biological process: multicellular organism development; cell differentiation; regulation of BMP signaling pathway. The transcript has 10 exons.